AUCUAUAUAAAUUAUUCUUCGUGCCGUUGACUUUAUUUAUGCGUUGUUGCGUUGCCGCAUGUCCUAUGUAUUUCUUGAUUUUUAUGUGCGGGAAACGUUGAAUGAAAAGCAUAAGCGCAAAGAUUUUUUUCUUUUUGCAUUAUUUUGGAUAAAUAAUAAGAAAAUAUGGAUCAGGACUUAAAAGCUAAAAUUGAUCAAGCUUGUCGAACUGCAGAGGAAUUUACAAAACUGUAUUAUGAAUAUCUAGACAAGCGGAGAUAUCUGAUUUCAAGAAUGUAUAUGGAGACUGCUACUUUGAUGUGGAACGGAAAUGGAGUAGUAGGCAAAGACAAUAUACAAAAGUUCUGGACAGAUCUGCCGUCUUCAGAGCAUACCGUUACUACUCUCGAUGCUCAGCCAAUUACAGGUAAAUGCCCAGAGGUAGCAAAUCAAUUAACAUUUCUCGUCAAAGUUGGUGGACAAGUAAAGUACGAAGAAAAAGGUCCCAAGCCAUUUAAUCAAACCUUUCUAAUUACGGCUAUGGGUGAUAAGUGGAAGAUUGUAAGCGAUUGUUUCCGAACGCAAGAAUUACUAGGUAGUAAUACAAAUUAACAGCACCAAUCAUAAAUAAGUUUUAAAACUGUACUGUUUUGUAUACUGUGAUAGAUAUCUAAUUUAUAAUAAACAUGUAUAAAAAACUAAUAAUAUAAACAUAUACAUAUAUAUUGCAUGAUAGUGUAAUAACAUAAAACGUACAAAUUUGAUGGUACAUAUUGGUAUGCGGGACCAAACUAUGAGCCAUUCAAACUAAGAAAAAAACAACAUAAUUCGGUAAUUAUUUUUAUUUUUAUUUUCAAUCAAUGUAUAAAGCAAUAUUAAAAUUUUGUAUUAGUGAAUCAGUACGUUGGUCGAUUCUUUAGGAGAGUAAUUUUACAUCAAAAAAUUAAAAAUAAAUACAAGAGAGUAUGGUAUAAAUAGACAUAAAAUUACUAUAAUACAUAUUAUAUAGAACAUUAAUUUUAGUAUCUCUUUUAAUAAUACAAUUUUAUUCGAAUAAACGUCUGCUGACUAAAAUUCAUUUGUAUAACUAUUAUCGUUUCUGUUGAGCAUGAUUCUCUUUUGAUAAAAAGAAGAAAGAUAAAGAGAGGGCUUGAUUAGUUUAUCACAGGUACAAAAGAUAUAUAAAGAAACUUGGGAGGUUGAAACCAAAAGAAAGAAUACAUUUACAUGAUUAAAAGAUUACUACUUUGAAUUCAAUAUAUAUACUACUAGCCGCGUAAUACCGCGCGCGCGCGUAUGAUAUAGGCAGUGUCAUAUAAGAAAUAGGUUGUUGGUGACUUAUUUUCUGUUUCUAUUGCAUUCUUCUUUAGUGUCAAGCACGAACUUGAAAUGAA
Formica exsecta is the source of this 1373-nucleotide messenger RNA. RefSeq names its product NTF2-related export protein (gene Nxt1). Gene Ontology annotation, cellular component: nuclear pore central transport channel. Gene Ontology annotation, biological process: protein import into nucleus. The record is from RefSeq and is a predicted model, not a curated record. Lineage: Eukaryota; Metazoa; Arthropoda; Insecta; Hymenoptera; Formicidae. The coding region runs from base 166 to 591 and encodes 141 amino acids. The transcript has 4 exons.